AAUAAUGAAAGAUCCUUUAACCCAUUGAUAAUCUAGAAGAACAAGGUGUUACAAACACAAUCGUCCAUUGUCCAAUCAAAAUGGAAAACAUGUCCCUUACCUUUCCUAGGCAAUUGUCGGAUUCAAGGCUAGGAGAAAAACACGAAACUUUGGAUGAUUUCCAUCGAUGUACAUCCAGAACCAAUGUUCAAGAAUCGAAGGAAUACACGCUGGUUGUGGUAACUGAAACAUUUCCGAAAGCAGAAACACAAGCACCUACAACAAACGACAAAAUAGACAAAGAGAUUCCCCAACCAACCAUCUCGUCUCAAGCAGAGAAUACACGAAUCCUUUUGGGUAUGAAAAAUCGGGGCUUUGGUUGUGGAUACUAUAACUCGUUUGGAGGAAAAUUUCUCAACGACGAGGAAACUGCAGAGGCAUGUGCUUGCCGAGAAUUGGAAGAAGAAACCAAUCUCAAGGUGGGUUUGGACGAGAUGGCAAAGUCGAAAGUUGGGAUACAACGUUACACCUUUGAAAAUCACCCUACGGAAAUGGUCAUGCAUGUCUUUUGGAUACAUUUGGAGGAAACUUUGGCAUAUAAAGGUGGCUGUCACGAUGUGAGAGAGUGCGACGAAAUUACACCAAUGUGGUUUGAUAACAUCAACGCGAUUCCUUUCGAUAACAUGUUUGCAGAUGAUUCGUUGUGGCUAACGACGCUGUUAUCUUCGCCUUUGCCCAUUGAAAUAAAUGGGUCUUAUCAUUUUCAAGAAAAUUGUCAAGACACCAACACUAUUUUGCAUUACCACAUGGACGUUCAAAAGAAGAAACCAAAGUUUUCGAUGGAGCAGAGACUUUUUCACACUCUACACAAGAACCACAGUAACCUACUUUCAAUCAAAGAAUUUAAAGAAUGCUACGCCUUUUGCAACGGUGUUCGUACAACCUUUGGCAGGAACAAAAAUAAAAAAAUUAGCUUUGACAUUGUGAUUGAUGUGGCGGGAGGUCAUGGAGCUCUGGGUGCUCUGUUUUUGAUUUGUACUUCGGCUUCUAAAGCAAUAGUACUAGAUCCUGCAAAUGUUGGCGGCGGGAGAAUUCAGCAAGCGUGGGGGAAAUUUAUGGGCCAGGACAAGCAAUUGAGUUAUCGACGAGAGUGUCUUAGAACAGGUUUGCCAGACGAGCUCAAACAAGCAUUGCAGAUGACAACUCGAUACCGGAUCCUCGUCGUAGCGUGCCAUGCUUGCCAACACUUAUCGGAAGAAAUUCUAGAAAUCGCUUGUCGUUUUGGUGUUCAUGCUGCUGUAAUGCCUUGUUGUCAAAAGGAUCGCUCCGUUGGUUCAACAUGGAAGGCUGCCAGCAAAAAUUUAUCAAUUCCUGUAGCCAAGAUGAUGGACAUUUUACAAUGCGGGAAGAUGAUGGCUUUGGGGUCACACAACGUUCGCUUGAAAUGCAUCGAUUCUAAAAUCACACCUCAAAAUAGAAUCAUAGGUAAGUUUCGUAGUUCGUUGUGCUUUCUAGCUCACAUUUCUGAUAUUGAAUUCUUUGCACUCAAUCAACAACACGCAUGGGGUUUCUCUCAACUCAGUUUGCAGAGCUCUCGACGAGAAUGAAAUAAUCGAAUCUCGUCGCCAUUCACAAACUGAAGUGGACAGGGCACAUUCAAAAUUGGAACUAGUCUACCAAAAGGCGCAUACGGUGCCUGGUUCCGUACAUGAAUCGAAGAAAAUGCCGAACUUCAAAAAUUUCGCUGCGCAAUCUCCGGUGUGGUACAUGGCUGCUGGUUUCGUAGCUGGAUUUUUAGCUUCAUCUGUUCGAAAAAAAUAAAAUUUGCUUUCAUUUUGAUUUUGUUGAGGCGUCGCCUUUUAAUACUUUUCCUGGCCUUUAAGUACUACGCUCAAUCUAUUUCCAUUCAACGAAACAUCUUAUUCCCCUUCACCCCACUUUUAUCCCAAUCCACCUACUGCACCGAACAAAUGAAUAAAAUAUUGCGACACUAUCAUGCUGCUGGUAAAUACAAUGACUGAAGUAUCAUAUCUACAUCAUCAUCUUCAACUGAGCGAACAAGUACUUCUAUGGAACCUUCGCAACAGGCAUCAUUAUCAAGGAGUUUCGUAGCAUGGAUCGAUGUAACCUGUCGAUCAUCCUCGUAAAGAAUCCCGUUCAUCGAAUCAAAUACAAACUUUGUAAGGUUGUCCACAUCUGUACGGAUCGAUGAUAACUGAGAUGGAGCAUUCUUUUUCAAUCGGUCAGGACCAGGCCUACUAUUCACAAAAUGACUUUUCGGACGUUUCAUUCGAAAGAUUAUUGUUACCGCCAAGUGCUCAGUUGCGCCAAAGAAUGGGGUUUCAAUGGUUUGACCAUAUUUGUUCGAUAUUAAUUCUUCGAAAGCAUCAAGAAAGGAUCUCUGGUAUUUGAUAGAUGGGUUAUACAUAUGUCCUCUUGACGUACGAUGCCGUUGCAAAGGACGGGGAUGCCCACGAAUUUUGAAACGGAUACUUGAAAUUCGUCUUGCACUGCUUUCUUCUUUGUGGUCUCGGUAUGCGACCCCGAAAGCGUCCCGGCUGUCUUCAUCUAUCCAAUACCAUGGCUCACCCUUGCCUCUGUCGGGGAUUGAAGGUUGGCUACUUUUUGACUUCCGGUCGACAGCAUUCAUAGCAACGUACUUGAAAGAGGACGAAGCAACGGUAGCGAUAUCUUCACCCGCACCUUUCGAUUUUUUUUUUUUCGGCAAUAACAACGGCUCAUGACAUCUGAUAGUAGUGAACGCUGUCACCAGGUUUGUGGCAGAGUAACCUAAGGAGAGGAACAAAGGAAAUAUGGCUGUAGGCAACCGCAUCGUCGUUUAAUUUUCCGCCGAAUGGGAACGAAUUCAGGGAUCUGUUACAGGAUCGAUCGACGUUGAUCUCUUCGAUCUCCUCCGGUAAACGAAGCGUUCAAUCCAAGAUUGAAACGAAGUUCGACAGACACAAUACAGUAUGUCUAAUAAUCGUCGAGUAAUUAGUGUGAGGGGGUAAUCGUCUGGUAAUCAGGACGGGAGCCGUAGGAAAUGGAGCAACUAUCGCGCGUUUGCGCGCAUCUUGAAUAAUAAAUGACGCAUGUG
Messenger RNA from Pseudo-nitzschia multistriata, 3076 nucleotides. Lineage: Eukaryota; Bacillariophyta; Bacillariophyceae; Bacillariales; Bacillariaceae. The record is from the annotation of a GenBank genome assembly.